This is a messenger RNA of Lolium perenne, 904 nucleotides long. RefSeq names its product early nodulin-like protein 1. Gene Ontology annotation, molecular function: electron transfer activity. The record is from RefSeq and is a predicted model, not a curated record. Lineage: Eukaryota; Viridiplantae; Streptophyta; Magnoliopsida; Poales; Poaceae. Gene Ontology annotation, cellular component: plasma membrane.
CUCCUACGAUAUCUAUCAUCUUCGGUUGUUCUUGUUUGGCGGCCGAAGCACUCAGCGCCGCAGCCACAUAUAAGCUACGCUGAUCGAUCGACUACGCGAUGGCGGAGUCCAAGAAGCUGCUCGUUCUGAUCUUUGCGGCCAUGGUUUCUUCACUGGAGGCGUACGUCUUCUACGCCGGCGGCCACGACGGCUGGGUCGUCGACCCCGCCGAGAGCUACAACCACUGGGCCGAGCGCAACAGGUUCCAGAUCAACGACACCAUCGUGUUCGCGAACGGCGAGGGGGCGGACGGCGUGCUGCUAGUGACGGAGCCGGACUUCGACGCGUGCAACACGCGCAACCCAGUCCGCCGGCUCGAAGACGGCGGCGGCCGCUCGGAGUUCCGGUUCGACCGGUCCGGCGCCUUCUUCUUCAUCAGCGGCGACGAGGACCGGUGCCAGAAGGGCAAGAAGCUGUACAUCAUCGUGAUGGCGGCCCGACCCACGAGGCCGGCGCUGGCACCGGCGCCCGGAUCGCCGCCGCCGUUGUGGGCAUCGGCGCCAGAGUACGGGCAGGCGCCGGGCAUGAGCGUUGGCGACGAGGCGAUGUCGCGCAGCAGCUCGAUGGAAGCGCCACCGCCGACGGCGGGUGCGGCAAGCCUGGACGGAGUCAUCACCGGCGCUGUUUUGGGGGUUUUAGGGGCUUUGGUGCUCUGAGAUGCCGUAGGGAUCGGAUCGGCCGUAGAGGUCGUUCCGUUGUUGUAAUUCCGUGCUGGUAUAUGGUCUACCGAUUACUCGUUGUGUGAUAGACUGCCGGUGCAAGUUAGUAUACUUCAGUACGGAGAGCUAUGAUUCGUACACUGAAUAAAAUGAUGAUGUUAUACUUAGGAGCAAGUACACAUGAAUGGAUACUGAAACCUUUUUCA